Messenger RNA from Triticum turgidum subsp. durum (durum wheat), 1188 nucleotides. Lineage: Eukaryota; Viridiplantae; Streptophyta; Magnoliopsida; Poales; Poaceae. The record is from the annotation of a GenBank genome assembly.
AUGACGGCCAGCCUCCGCCGCCACCCCCACUCUCCGGCGGUGCUGCCGCUGGACGACGAUGACUUGCUCUCCGAGAUCCUCCUCCGCCUCCCCCCUCAGCCCUCCUCCCUCCCGCGCGCCUCCCUCAUCUGCAAAAGCUGGCGAGGCCUCGUCUCUGACCCCCGAUUCCUCCACCGCUUCCGCCGCCACCACCGCCGCAGCCCUCCCAUCCUCGGUUCCUUCGUUGAGAAGGCGUUAUCUAUAUCCUUCGUACCAGCUCUCGACCCCCCCAAUCGUGUCCCCGUCGGGCGAUUCUCCUUGCAGUGCGACGACGUCGGCGGCUUCAGCCUCCUCAACUGCCGCCAUGGCCUCGUCCUCAUCUUCCUCCUGAAGCACAACCAGGUCCUGGUGUGGGACCCCAUCAGCGGCGACCAGCACCGCAUAGCCGUUCCUCCGAGCUUUUGUGUGGUGACGGGGAGACGGACAACCGGGGCGGUGCUCCGGGCUGGCGGGGACAACCACCACUUCCAAGUGGUAUUGAUAGGCACAUACAAGGAACAACAUCCACGAGCAAUCGCCUGCAUUUACUCCUCGGAGACGGGCAUAUGGGGCAAUCUACUCUCGACACUGCUUCCAUACGAGGCUCGGUCGGCUUAUACGGGCAUGGCUUGUGUCCUCGUUGGGAAUUGCCUUUAUUGGGUUCUUAUUGGUGAGAGUCCACGCAUACUUGAAUUUGAUUUGGAUAGGCAGAGCUUAACUUUGAUACAUAUGCCAGUGGACUUGUACGCCACUAAUGCUUGCCAUUUCUCAUUUAUGCGAGUGGAGGGUGGUGUCCUUUCUUUCCUCAUUUCCUCAUGGGACUUCAAUGCCCAAUUAUGGAAUAUGGAGAAAAAUUGUGAUGGUGUUGUUUCAUGGGUGCUGAGAACAACCAUUGAAUUGGACAAGCUACUUUCCCUCAAACCAGAUGAUGGAGGGCCCCAACUGAUAAUAGGGUUUGCCGAGGACAAUAUUGCGUUCUUCCUGUUGACAAAAGUCGGCGUCUUCAUGGUCCAGCUUAAGUCAUUGCAGUUCAAGAAACUUUCCAAAACCAACUACUUGUCUCACUAUCAUCCAUUCGAAAGUGUCUACACUGCAGAUAUUGGCGGUGAACGUGAUGGAGCUGAACUUUUGCACAACAUGCAAGAUAACUGUCUGGUCAGACAUGCGUAA